Messenger RNA from Juglans microcarpa x Juglans regia, 1176 nucleotides. RefSeq lists its product as uncharacterized. Bases 160 to 879 code for a protein of 239 amino acids. NCBI's taxonomy places the organism in Eukaryota, Viridiplantae, Streptophyta, Magnoliopsida, Fagales, Juglandaceae. The transcript has 7 exons. The record is from RefSeq and is a predicted model, not a curated record.
UCACGCACAGAGAUCCGCGAGAACCAAAUUCAAAGCCGGUCUAUAGGAAGAGUUCUACCAUUCUAGUCAGAUACUCAGCAGAAACAAAGGGUUCCCGCUUGCAUCCUCUGCUAAGAGCAAUCGUUGAGUGCACAACCUUUCAAGUUUCGAGACAGAAAAAUGAGCGGCGACGAUGCUAAUCGGAACAAGGAUAAUCCCUGGCCGUCUCCGAACAGAGCCUCUCAAGAAAAAGAGGAAUACAUGAAGCUCUGGGGGAUUUUUCUCUUCAGUCUAAUCGGCGCCACUGCCACUACUUUUGCCGUUGGCCAACUUCGGAGGACUGCUGAUUGGAUCUAUGUUCAGCUGACCAGGUCACAAUCAUCAUGGAAAGGAGGAACUGGCAGUUCUUUCCGGUCAAGCUUUCAGGAGGAAGCACGGAAAAAGUAUAAUCGCCGCAUGCAAGAGGAGUAUGAAGAAGAAAUGGAGAGAGUUGAACGUAUAAGGCGGGUGCAAAGUGUGUUCAACAGAGAGAGGAACAAAUACAGAACGGGCUAUGAGAGCUGGAGGGAAAGUGGACCUGGUGCAUAUCAUCAACAUUUCCAGCGAGAUGAUUGGUAUUGGAAAACUGAUACGUCCCAUAAAUAUCAGAGAUCCAGUUUCAAGGAAACUCCGAGAGCAAGUGCUGGUUAUUGGUUAUCACAUCAUUAUUCAGUUUUGGGUCUUAACAGGUGCAGAACAACACCAUAUACUGAUGCUGAGAUUAAGACAGCAUUUAGGGCUAAGGCAAAGGAGUUUCACCCAGAUCAGAACCAGGAUAAUAAAGAGGCUGCUGAGGUAAAGUUUAAAGAGGUGAUGACGUCAUAUGAGGCCAUUAAGGAAGAAAGAAAGAAAUUUGCGUAAAUCGCCUCAAAAUCCAGUAAGACUUGGAAGAAUGCACGGUAUAUACAGCUUGAUUCAACCAUUUAUCAACACCAUCAACCGGCGCUAGAAAAAAAUGGUUAAAUUGAGAUUAUUUGAAUGUACAGGCUACAUAGGUUGAAAUGAUGCCUCUUUUUCUCACAUACAAGUUGUCUAUUUAUAGAGCAUGCGUAUCGCCAGUGUAAUAUAUGCGGUGUAACGAAAUUCUAUGGAGUUUUUUUUUAUAGGUUGUAAUUCUUUUAAUGAAAUAGUAAGUAAUAAUUCAAUUAUGAUUUUUAA